GUCCAUCAAGGUUAUCCGGAUAUCUUGACCUAUGAUCUUUGUUCUGUUCUUCUAAAUCGGACGAGUCGCCAAUCUGUUCAUUCCGAAAAGGGGACGUGCCAUGGCAGCAGCUCCAUCGUCGUCGUUCGUUGACAGGUACCGCCUCGUUCAGGAGAGCGUCCUGGAUAUGAGCUUGUCGGACAUUGACAUCGUCCUCCUCGGCGGCGACAAUGACGACCACUUAUCGUCGUCGUUGUCGAGAAGCACCACAAUGGCCGUGGAGCAGUGCAUGAUUUGCCUGGAUACCACCACGGAUAUCGUGCGUAGUGCAGAGAAGCGACGUUCGACGAUGGAAGUGAACAGGCCCACUGUCGACAUGGACCUGUACGAAGAAGACAUUGGCCGGUGUGCCGCGUGCCCCGCCGUCUAUUGCUUUCCGUGUUUCCGCGAAUACAUCCGUCACAAGGUUAUCAACGGCGAAGUCCGCGCAAACCAACUCGUAUGUCCUGGUGCGUGUCGUUUGUCCCUCACAAAGCGAACGUUGCGCCACAACAUGUCGGACAUCACGUACCAAAAGUACGUCGAUUUUCUCGAGAUGCAGCAGCAGGUGUUGCAGGGCGCCCGGUAUUGCCCUCGCCCCGAGUGCGGCCAAGUGCUGUCCAACACAUCCGCCAAGAAGAACAACAACCGCCGCGUCUACUGCACCGCAUGUGAGAAGGAAUCGUGCUUCAAGUGCGGGUCCGACUUCCAUCCGAUUCCCAUGUGUGGCGACCGCAAUUACAGCUCUUGGUGUCGCAACAACCACGUCCAAGCGUGUCCAAAUUGCACGUGGGCGAUCGAAAAGACUGGUGGAUGCAAACACAUGUCGUGCACGCGCUGCUCGUUCGAGUUCUGCUGGUACUGCCAUCAAGACUGGUCGACCCACAGCAAGGUCAAGUGCUACCCACUUGCCUACAUUCGGUCGAAACACAGGUACUUUGGGCGCACGGUGCCCGUUCGACUCGUGACCAAGACCGUUUUUGCGGGCGUUGCGGCCGGGGCGGUCGUCGCGGGCACUGGCGUUGUGUUGGCAGUGCUACCUCCUGUACUGCUAUGGCACUGUGGUGUCUACGUCAAGGACAAGAUCACAGGCCACUAGGAUGUUUGAAUCAUAUGAAACGUAACGGUCGGUUUAUCCGGAUGUUUUGGCCGUUCGAGAGCAGCAAGGGUCGCCUGUCUGAACAUUAUUUCUAGUGUUCAGAACGGCCAAAUCUGAUAGAUAUGCAAA
Molecule: messenger RNA, 1246 nt
Organism: Aphanomyces astaci
Lineage: Eukaryota; Oomycota; Saprolegniomycetes; Saprolegniales; Verrucalvaceae
Exons: 1
Coding region: 101-1117 (338 amino acids)
Biological process (GO): positive regulation of proteasomal ubiquitin-dependent protein catabolic process; ubiquitin-dependent protein catabolic process; protein polyubiquitination
Cellular component (GO): ubiquitin ligase complex; cytoplasm
Molecular function (GO): ubiquitin conjugating enzyme binding; ubiquitin protein ligase activity; zinc ion binding
Source: RefSeq, a predicted model, not a curated record